Drosophila subpulchrella is the source of this 1961-nucleotide messenger RNA. RefSeq lists its product as uncharacterized. Gene Ontology annotation, cellular component: actin cytoskeleton; cytoplasm. The coding region runs from base 109 to 1506 and encodes 465 amino acids. The transcript has a single exon. NCBI's taxonomy places the organism in Eukaryota, Metazoa, Arthropoda, Insecta, Diptera, Drosophilidae. Gene Ontology annotation, biological process: actin filament polymerization. The record is from RefSeq and is a predicted model, not a curated record. Gene Ontology annotation, molecular function: protein binding.
UCACACGCCGGCGAGUUUGUUUUUUUUUUUCAAACAAACAGAAUAUUUUGGAUUUGGAUUGCCGCAUCCGGAAUCCACGUCCUCGUCCUGAUCCUCCGCUCCUCCAAGAUGCGCCCGUGCCCGCUGGCGUUGGCCGUGCUCCUCGGCGUCUUCCACCUGCUGCUGGCCUGCAACCACUGGGUGCUGCGCGAGGAGCAGAUCGUGCCCAAACUGGACUCACCGUUCCACAUGCGGGAGCCCAAGAAUCUGGCUGCCUUCCUCGAGCAGAUUAGGUACAGUGAAUACGUGGAGCGGUCCUACUUGGAUCUGCUCCGCAAGCGAGAACAGAUUGUGGAACACCUGCGAUUCUCGAUGCGUUUCGGGGAGGAUCUGGCGGAGCAGGCCAAGUGCGCCAUGGACUACUACAUGCUGGAAAAGCGCAUGUCAUACCUGAAGAUCACGCCGGAGCAGCUAAAGAGGAUUAAUCUGCCGGAUCAACGGCAAUUGCACAUCCAAAAGAGUGCAUCCGCCAUGGGAAUGGAGCCGGUUUGCAGUGACUACCAUCGAUUGAGUGUGGGCCCGGCCACCUACGAUCAUCUGGAGAGCUUUCAGCCCGAGGUGCUGGCCGCUGCCUUUCUGGAGCGCGAACAUGACACCAAUGUUGGCAUGGCCACCGUGGAGUUGACGCGACGAUUCGCUGUGGACGGACUGCAGCACCAUCCGUCCUCCUGGAAGUUCCACACCCUAAGCUCCUACUACUGGCGGAUGCGCGGCAAUGCCCGGGAAGCCUUGCCCUGCGCCAGACUGGCUGCCUUGCUGGCUCCGCCGAUAUUCAAGGACAUACCGCUCCUGAGUCUGGGCACCAUACUCUUUCGAAUGGGCAGGCUAGCCGAUGCCGAUUUGAUACUUAGCGCUGCCGUAGAGCAUGCUCCACAUGUGGCCGAAAACCAUGUGGUUCUGGCCUCGGCGCUGGCCAUGAAGCACGAUUUCAACCGAUCGCUGCAGCACUUCGAUGAGGCAGAGCGACUGGAUCCCAGCACAUUGCCGCGUACCCAACAGGUUCGGAACUUCAUCAGUUGCCUGGAGAAUCUCACGAAGAAAACCUCCAAGAUGUACAGCUAUGUGAAGUACAUGAAGAACGAGGUGAAGGAGUUCAAGAAGCUAAAGCAUCACAUCUCGCAGAACCACGAGCGAUUGAUCCAGCAGCAAUUGCCGUUGGGGGCGAGACGCUUGCUCGGCCUGGAUGCCAAGACCAACAACGAUGACCUCCAUCGAAGGGGUCAAUACUGUAGCACGAGGACACCGAAUGGUUCCGAUGAGCCCGUGCUCUUCUGCGACUUCUAUUCGGACAUGCAGAUGCGACUGGAGAGCAAGGACGUGGACAUCGAUGUGCUGGAGCGGGACCUCAAGGCCAACACGGAUGCGGUCAUUCGGCAGGUGUCCACCGAGAUCCGGAAGCAGUUCAAUCUGGAGCAGCUAAAGGCGGCCAAGGCCCAAAUGCCCGCCAAGGCCACCAAGGCUACAUAGUAAUAGUACAAUGGUCACCACCAGAUGGACUGGCACAUUCCCCCACAAAACAACCAAACACUUCGGGUCACAAACUAGCUUUUACUUUUAAUCUGUUCAUAUAGUAUUUAGGUCUGUGUGCGAGUGUCGUGUGUAUAUAUUAACCGAGAUACUGGAAGAGUCUUCAGGAAUAGUUUAAUCGUACUAGGCAUAUAAGCAGGGACGUUCGAGCGGAGGUUUUCAUUGUACAAGUGGCCCUGCACGAAUCCACAGUGAGAGCCCUUUCAAUCAGGUAAAAUAGAUAGACAAAUGUGUAGCGUUUAAUUUGAAAAGUGAAUUUUCCUAGCCAUUGUUGGGUUUUUAGUUUUACAUAGAAAGAUUUUGAUAUAAGAAACUCUUAACACAUUCUAUAAGUUUUUAAAAUAUGUAUUGUCACUUUCUGUGGCUGAUCACAAUUACAUUUCUUAGAUCUUAAA